Exserohilum turcica Et28A is the source of this 501-nucleotide messenger RNA. RefSeq lists its product as uncharacterized. Lineage: Eukaryota; Fungi; Ascomycota; Dothideomycetes; Pleosporales; Pleosporaceae. The coding region runs from base 1 to 501 and encodes 166 amino acids. The transcript has a single exon. The record is from RefSeq and is a predicted model, not a curated record.
AUGGCGAAUAACACCCCUGACAUUAGAGCCGCGCUACAGACUAUCAGUCAAGCGUCCAUUGAGUCGCUCGUACCACAUAUCUUGGAGCUAUGCGAAGCUAAUGCUGCUAUUGCAAAGGCUAUCUCAUCUCUUAGUCAAAAUUUUUGUGGGCAACUCGAAACUCCAGCUAACGAGUUAGCAACGCCAGGAAACACUGACCUUACAAGUUCUCAGGCUCAGGCUCAGCCUCCAACCAUCUUGAGAGACAAUACUUGGCAGGAUAAGUCACAGGGAAUGCUGCAACAGUACAGGUCUCGCCGUGGCCGACCAGAAAAUGCAAUUGUGAGGCUUGCACAGUACUGGAUUCAGAGAAGACUGGCAGGAACUUGUGUGUUGAAUGUCGUAGAUGAACAAGGGGUAUUAGAUGAUUUACGCAAGGCUGUGGUUUCAAGUACUCCUGCGUUUAUAGCACUAGUAAGAAGUAUCAAGAAAAGAAGGUCCGCUACCAACUCGCGACGCUAG